AUGAGGCCGCUCACCUACGUCUUCUUCCUCCUGCUCAUCUCGUCAACCUGCGAGUCCUCUAGUACAUUAGAAGACACAUGCGAAUCCUUCGCCGCAGGCCACCCGUCCAUCGGCUACAACUACUGCGUCAAGACCUUCCACGCCGACAACGCGAGCGCCACCGCCGACGCGCGCGGUCUCGCCGCCAUCGCGGCAAAGAUCGCGGGGGCGGCGGCCAACAGCACGGCCAGACGCAUCGCCGCAUUGUGCGCCUCGGAGGAGGACGUGGGAAGGCGGGAGCGCCUCGGCGUGUGCGCGGAGGUGUACUCUGACGCGGUGGACCAGCUCGGCGAGGCCGCGAAAGACGUCGCCCGGGGCGAGGACAAGUCCACCCGGGACGCGCUGACGCAGCUCAGCGCGGCGCUGGACGCGCCUGGGACCUGCGAGGACGCGUUCGGCGAGGCCGACGACACGUCGCCGCUGGCCGCUGAGGACGCCGAGUUCAGGAAGCUGGCGACCAUCGCCCUCGGCGUCACGGCGUUGCUGUCACCUCCGCCAUCGGUGCCGGGGAUUAGUGACUGA
This is a messenger RNA of Triticum turgidum subsp. durum (durum wheat), 561 nucleotides long. The record is from the annotation of a GenBank genome assembly. Lineage: Eukaryota; Viridiplantae; Streptophyta; Magnoliopsida; Poales; Poaceae.